AUGCAGAAAUACCUCAAGAAGACAUGGGAUAUGACAGUUGAGAGCACUAUUCAAGCCGAAACGGAAAGAGGAAUUCUCUUUGCUAUUCCUCUCGUGAAGAUAAUUAAUCUAUCUAUCUAUCUAUCUAUCUAUCUAUCUAUCUAUGUCAGUCUGUUUGUAUCUAUCUAUGAUUUUUCUUAUUUACUUUAUCUUUCCUCAUAUAUAUCUGCAUUUUCUUUUGUUUCUUUUAUUUUCUUAGACAUCUAUUUUCUCUGUAUUACUUUCACUUCAUAUACUUGCCAUUUUGAAUUCCUACUCAACUCUCCAUAUACCACUUCUCUUUCCUUCUAUCCCUUUAUCUGUUCUAUAUCUUUGCCAGUUACUCUCUCUCUCUAUCUGGCACUAAUAUCUUUUCUGUCUCUUUUCUCAACCUAUUUUCUCUUUCUCAAUAUUUGUAUCUCUCUUAAUUUGCUCCUUUAUUUUCUAUUUAUGGAUACUUUUUAUACUCUUCUUGUUUUCUUUAUCGUUUCCCUCUCUGUUUCUAUCUGUCUCUGUCUGUCUCUCUCGAUGAGAAAACUAUCUAUCUAUCUAUCUAUCUAUCUAUCACUCUAA
Messenger RNA from Acanthosepion pharaonis, 591 nucleotides. Lineage: Eukaryota; Metazoa; Mollusca; Cephalopoda; Sepiida; Sepiidae. The record is from the annotation of a GenBank genome assembly.